This is a messenger RNA of Hemiscyllium ocellatum (epaulette shark), 1716 nucleotides long. RefSeq names its product translocase of outer mitochondrial membrane 22 homolog (yeast) (gene tomm22). Gene Ontology annotation, cellular component: mitochondrial outer membrane. The transcript is spliced from 4 exons. The coding region runs from base 45 to 437 and encodes 130 amino acids. Lineage: Eukaryota; Metazoa; Chordata; Chondrichthyes; Orectolobiformes; Hemiscylliidae. The record is from RefSeq and is a predicted model, not a curated record. Gene Ontology annotation, biological process: intracellular protein transport.
UUGUGCGCAGGCGCGAGGCCUAUGCCCAUGCUGGGAGUGCAGUGAUGGCGGAGGAGAAGCGAGUAGAGCCGCGACGGGAGGCAGAGGAGGAAAUCGAGGAGGAGGAGGAUGACGAGGAGGAGCUUGAUGAAUCCCUCUCGGAAAGACUGUGGGGUUUGACCGAGAUGUUCCCUGAAGGAAUGCGAAAUGCCUCUGGUGUUGCUGCCGACUGCUCAGUGUCACUGGCAAAGAAAAUCUACAGUUUCGCCCGGUCGGCCCUUUGGGUGGGAACCACUUCCUUCAUGAUCCUGGUUCUGCCGGUUGUGUUUGAGACAGAGAAACUUCAACUGGAGCAGCAACAAAUCCAGCAACAGAGACAGAUUCUGUUAGGCCCGAAUACAGGACUAUCUGGUGGAAUGCCAGGAAUGCUGCCGCCACCAGUUCCUGGGAAAAUAUAACACAUGAGACGCCUCGAGAAGAAAAUACCGAUGUAAUGGGAAGGGAUCGAUAGACCUGUGGGGUGGGGUGGGAGAUUUGACAUUAGGAACAGAUGCUGUAUCAGCCGCUCAUUGCCAGCAAGAUGUGAAUUCAUCCUCCGUGUUCAUCUCUGGAGCAUUUGGACAUCCCGACAGACCGAGUCUCAUCUGCAGCUCGGCAUCAGAGGGUGACAAGAAUCGGAAUUCUAAUCUGCUGGAACAGUCAUUGGUUUGGGGAAACAUAGUGGGUGGGGGGGUGGGAGGGGGUUGCAGCCUGAUAGGUUCUAAGAGCCAUUUUUCUAAUGAACUGCAAAGUAUCUCAUUCGCUGCCAGCAUUUAUCUGAGUCUUUCUGUUGGGAAGCGAUGUAGGAGCUGGAGUUUUAGAUCGACUGGCAGUUCAAGUGUGUUGGAAUAUGGUGGAGGUAUGAAGGACUACCUUGUGCCAGUACAGUACAGUAGAGGAGUGUGAGGGACAUGCCAGUGAAGUACUGUGGAGGGGUGUCAGAGCCUGUCCUGUGCCAGUGCAGUACAAUGCAGGGGUGUGAGGGACUCUCCAGUGUCAGUGCAGUACAGUGGAGGGUAUGAGGGACUCUUCUGUGCCAGUGCAGUACAAUGAAGGGGUGUGAAGGGCACCCCAGUGUUAGUGUAGUACAAUGGAGAGGUAUGAGGGACUGCUGUGUUCUAGUCCUUGGUUGCACGCUAAUUUUUUUUCACCUCAGGAACAAAGCAAACCCAGAGUCUCUUUUGUCUCCUAGGAGCUGACUCGGUUGUGGCAGUGAUACAGCAAGGAUCCUAAGCUCGCUCUGACACAGAUUCAGGUUACUGUCUGAUCUGAUUGAUGGGCAUGGCUUGGCUCCAAACCAGGGUGGCACUGGUGCUAGCAAAUGUACUCAAAACAAUGGGAGCCAGUGACUUGCUGCAGGAAAGGGACAAGCCAGCUUCUUCCUGCCUGGUACCUCCCUCCAAACCUGGGCACUGCUGGCACAGAGGCUGAUUGGCAAAGUGGUGCCCUGUGGGUCUUAGUGUCACAGGUGAAUGGAUACCUAGCUGCCUGGAUGACACUGAAAUGUGCUGGAUUUGGAAACCCAGGCAACUGCAAUUGAAUUUACCCAAGACUGGGCUGAUCUGACACUAAAGUUCCCUUCUGCAAACCUCACACAUGAUGGGAUGAGUUUGAAUAUGCCACCUGCAGGAAUGGUGGAAGGUUACCAUUGUGCUGUGUGACUUGAAGUUGGGGGUUGAAUAAAUGCUUGAUACUGGA